GCCCAUUGUCGACCUCGCUCUCAUUAAUGUUGGCCUGUACCCGGUGAACCGCCAGCAUUAGUCUUCCUCUUUUUAGUGUCCGAAUCACUCUUUAACUUAUUCCUGUACAGUCCACUACGUCUACUUGCUCACGGUCUGAAAUCUCACCGCUCUCCUUUCACUCUCUCACACCCGCAAACACAUAGUUUUCUCUCUUUAUUACAGAAUUGAAUCAAUUGAUUAGUGGAAGCAGAGCAAGAAAAAUGGGCACAGUUUCUUUGAAAGUCGGAGAUGGAACAGCAAGAUUCAAGCGGGCGUCAGUGUGUUCAUCAGCAGUUAAUCUGUUGAUGCUGUUUUCUGUAAUCAUCACCAACAUUUUUGCUUUUUAUGCAUUCACAUACCAUCCUACGAAACUUCAUCACAACCAUAAUCCCAAGAGCAUAGCUUUGAUCUCGGAAAAAGUGUCCUUGAUCCUAAGAGAGAUUCAUUCUUCACAGAAAAAGCUUGCCCAGAUGGAGAAAGAGAUCCUGGGUUAUGAAAGCAUCGAUCUUUCAAGACCCAACACUGCAAAUGAGCUGAAAGAGUUCUUGGCGCACCAUGAAUUGCCUUUGGGGAAAGAUUCAAGAACUGGGAUCACUGAAAUGAUGGCAUCUGUGGGACAUUCCUGUGAGAAAUCCAUGGAUUUGUUGUCCCAGUAUAUGAGUUACAAAGUCAACGGGCCUUGCCCUGAUGACUGGAGCCUUGGCCAGAAGCUAAUUCUUCGAGGAUGUGAGCCUUUGCCGAGGAGGAGGUGCUUUGCAAAGAGUGUUCCCAAGGUAGAUUUGCAGCCUUUCCCUGUUUCAAUUUGGAAAAAUGUUAGUGAAAAGAGUUUUAGCUGGAGUGGUCUUGGAUGCAAAAAUCUUUCUUGUUUAAAUAGUAAAAAAUUGAAUAAGGAUUGUACUGGUUGUUUUAAUAUAGUUAAUGGUUAUGAGACUCAGAUAUAUGUAAAGGCUAAAGGGAAAAACGAUUUCUUGAUUGAUGAUGUUUUGGCUAUGGGGAAUGGUGGGACUCGGGUUGGAUUUGAUAUGGGUGGAGGGUCCGGGACUUUUGCUGCUAGGAUGGCUGAGAGGAAUGUGACUAUGGUCACUGCCACUUUGAAUUCUGAUGCUCCUUUUAAUGAAUUCAUUGCUGCAAGAGGGCUUUUCCCUUUGUAUUUGAGCUUAGAUCAUAGGUUCCCAUUUUAUGACAAUGUGUUUGAUUUGGUUCACGUGGCGAAUGGGUUGGAUGUCGAGGGGAGACCAGAAAAAUUGGAGUUCUUCAUGUUUGAUAUCGACCGGAUUUUGAGGGCAGGUGGAUUGUUUUGGGUGGACAAUUUUCAUUUUUACAACGAUGAGAAGAGAAGGGCUCUAACUCGGUUGAUAGAACGUUUUGGGUAUAAAAAACUGAAGUGGGUUGUGGGAGAGAAAAUUAAUAGUUCGGCGAAAUCAGAAGUUUAUUUAUCUGCUGUUCUACAGAAACCAGUAAGGGUAUGAUACAAACGAUUUUCUUCUGGGAAAUUGAGAUACGAAAUAGUAUAGCAGCAGUAGUUCUUGUCACAUACAAGGGAAUUUAUCUUGGUCCAUUAUUUUACACGCUGACCCUUCAUUUGUCAUGACAAUAAGUGAAGGGCAUUGGCUGUUUCUUUUCUAGAUUGGUAUCUGCGAGCAAGAACAGUUGAUUUUUUAUUCCCUGGUGAGGUCUGAUAUCUAUCUCGAUGUAAUAUUUAUCUUACGAAUCUGGAUUGAAAUGAAAGAUUUAUUUGCACAUUAGAAUUUA
Molecule: messenger RNA, 1773 nt
Organism: Olea europaea var. sylvestris
Lineage: Eukaryota; Viridiplantae; Streptophyta; Magnoliopsida; Lamiales; Oleaceae
Exons: 1
Coding region: 243-1490 (415 amino acids)
Molecular function (GO): methyltransferase activity
Source: RefSeq, a predicted model, not a curated record